Esox lucius (northern pike) is the source of this 2721-nucleotide messenger RNA. RefSeq names its product short chain dehydrogenase/reductase family 42E, member 2 (gene sdr42e2). Gene Ontology annotation, molecular function: 3-beta-hydroxy-Delta5-steroid dehydrogenase (NAD+) activity. The record is from RefSeq and is a predicted model, not a curated record. The transcript has 12 exons. The coding region runs from base 225 to 1718 and encodes 497 amino acids. Gene Ontology annotation, biological process: steroid biosynthetic process. NCBI's taxonomy places the organism in Eukaryota, Metazoa, Chordata, Actinopteri, Esociformes, Esocidae.
ACCUUCAGACAGUUCACGUUUUAUCCAGAGCCUGUGGUAGCAUGUCCCAGGCGAAGCCACAGGUGAUUGAGAGGCGAAGAGUGUCAUCGAAGACUGCCGGAACCGGAGAGCACAGUCUCUAAAUAUUAAGUCAAUUUUAAUUCUUUAUACCAAAUGAACAUAAGCACGGAUAUGUGACAGAACUGAACGUUAAAAGGGUUCCAUCUAUACGAAGAGGAGAGUGAAUGGAGCGGUGUGGUCCCAUUAUGAAAGACAAUGGGGUGUCACUGUGCCAAAUGGAGCACCUGCCCUGCCCCUGUGUCCCGCUGCACCCCUCUAGCACGGCUGGGUGCCGCCAACAGGCCAACGGACACCACCACCCCUACCAUCACAACCUACAGCCCUGGGUCAGCCGACCAGGCCCCGGGCCGAACCCGCCUCCGGCCGCCCGGCAGAGGGCCAACGGGGUGGUAGGCGCUUGGUGCAGCAGCCCAGAGUGUGCAACAUCCCAGCUGGAAGAAGUGACUGACCGGGCUUUGAGACGGGCAGGGACGGGGACAGGCAGGGUGCUGGUGACUGGGGGAGCAGGAUAUUUCGGGCUGAGACUGGGCAGAGCGCUGGCCAGCCGGGGAGUGUCUGUGGUGCUGUUGGACCUCUACAAACCAUCUUGGGAUGCUGUGGAUGGCACGUCUGUGGUCUUCUAUCAGAGCGACAUCCGGGACUAUGACUCCCUUUACACGGUCUGUGAGGGAGUCGACUGUAUAUUCCACACUGCUUCCUAUGGGAUGUCAGGCCCAGAACAGUUGAGGAAAGAGGAGGUGGAGUCAGUCAAUGUUGGAGGGACAAAGAAUGUCAUUAAGGUGUGUGUGGAGAGGGGCAUUUCCCGCCUGGUCUAUACCAGUACAGUUAAUGUAUCCUUUGCUGGUAAACCCAUAGAGGAUGGAGAUGAGGACUCUGUGCCCUGUGUACCACUGGACAUGCACAUAGACCACUACUCCAGGACCAAAUCCAUCGCUGACCAGAUGAUUCUAACAGCCAACGGACGCUCGAUCCAAGGUGGGGGCCUCUUGCGGACCUGUGUUCUGCGACCCUCUGGCAUCUACGGGCCAGAAGAGAGACGACACCUGCACAGGGUUAUGGUCAAUGUGGAGAGCAGGUUGUUCAGUUUCAGCUUUGGGAACCCCCAAGCCAAGAUGAACUGGGUCCAUGUAGAUAACCUGGUGUUGGCCCAUGUACUGGCUGCUGAAAGCCUCACAGCCAAGAGAAAUUGUGUGGCUAGUGGACAGGCCUACUUCAUCAACGACGGGGAAUCAGUCAACCUGUUUGAAUGGUUAACACCGCUGUUUGAAAAGCUGGGGUACAGCCGACCAUUGAUUCACCUGCCUGUAUCACUGGUCUACUCAGCAGCCAUUCUGAUGGAAUGUUUACACCUGGCGCUGAAGCCUGUAGUGGAGAUCCCUCUGCUCUUUACCAGAAAUGAGGUGAGGAACAUUGCAGUGAGCCACACCUUCAAGAUCGAGAAAGCCCGUCGAGACCUGGGCUUCUGCCCAAGACGCUACAAUCUGGGGGACUCAGUGGACCAGUACAUACAGUCCCGAGCCUCCUUCUCCAGGCCCUCCCUCCUGAGCCCCCCUAGGACUGCUCCCCUGUCCCUGAUCCUCCUGAUGGUGGUGGGGUUCAGCCUAGCUGUUCUGCUGCUCUGCUCCUGGUGCACUGUAAACACUGUAAAGCUACUGUAGCUACAUAAAUAAAAUAAAAAUGCAGGAAGACCUACCCUUAAUCAUAACACAACUAAUACAUUCAGUAAGACUUUUUAUUUGUUAGCUGUCUUUCAGAACAGCUAUGGUUUGCCUGAAGUCAAGUAGUAAUGAUACAAGGUCUGCUUGAUGCAUUUCCAGAUGCUCAUGGAAGACCUCAAUACUAUGUAAUAAGUACAACCUGUUGAAAGAUUCUUUUGAAAAUGAUAUUACCUUCCCUAGGGUGUAGUGUCUUUUCUGGGUUGAUUUUUUGAAGAAACAGGUUCUUGCACCUGCCCAUAAUAUAAAAUAAUCCUACACCUAGUAUACAACUUAAUUAUCUUUUGACUACUGGUUUUGGGUAUGUGAUCAAGUCUGUGUAAGUCUGUAAGUGGAUCGUACCAGACUGUUUUAAAAUAAUUACAAGGCUGCAUGGUAUGCCUUUCUGUGAUAUCAGAAAUUAAGUAUUAAGUAUUUUAUUGUGAAAGGGAUUAUGUAUUCAUCUAAAUGUAUAAAAAAUGCUUGUUUUGAGCUAUCAAACAAUAAAACGUAAUCUGCAGAGAAACAUUAACUCGACAGAUUAAGCCUUGUCUAGGACAAUAAAACUCAAAAUAAUUAGCCCUAGACUAAACUUAACCUGUGUCUGUGAAACUGGCCCUAAUGGCUCAAAUUCAUACUGGAAUAUUUAAGCAGUAGAACUAUUUUCCAUUGUCAAAUUUACCCACAGAUGGUUUUGGGCAGGCUACUACUCUGAUACUUCCAGUGCAACACCCUUCACAGGCAUGCUUUAAUUUGGUAGAAUUAUAAGUGUAAGGGCACCAAAGGGAUAUGAUAAAUACUUCUUUAUUCCCAUAUUCUUUGGCCAAGGUGCAUAGUCUUAACUAAUUACAAUAUUCAUCCUAUGCCCAGUGUCAGGAAGUCUGUUUUCGUACAAUGCCCAAGACCAGCUUGUCAGUUAAUUUGACCAUGGGAAAUACUGUUAGGAAAUACAAUUAUGCAGGUUUGU